UGUAGUUGCACGCGAAAACUCCCAGAAUUCACCGGGCGCACCAGCAACCCUCUGCGCGAGCCGCCACACGCGACGGACCGACCGACAGUGAACCGGUCGCUGUGUCACAAACAUGGCGGCGUUCAGUAAAUACGUGACCGCGACGAACUCGUCGGUGGCCGGCGGCGUGUUGCUGCUGCUGUACCUGCUGAGGCGGCGACGGCGGUCGGGCAGAGCGGACGGUAGAAAAGGAGGCUCCGACCCUGUGCUGAACUCUGAGAAAGAUGGCAAAAAAGAUCGCGCAGCCGUGGACAGAGUUUUCUUCAUCCGAAUCUUCCAGAUUCUGCGGAUCAUGGUCCCUCGAUUCUUCUGCAUGGAGACUGGGUACCUCGUGUUUAUCGCUGCCAUGUUGGUGGCCAGGACCUACUGUGACGUGUGGAUGAUCCAGAACGGCACCAUGAUCGAAAGUGCAAUUAUCGGUCGCUCCACAAAAGAUUUCAAGAUCUUCUUGUUCAGCUUUAUGAAAUUCAUGCCAGUUAUUGCCUUGGUGAACAACUUCCUAAAGUUGGGCCUGAAUGAGCUGAAGCUGAGAUUUCGUGAGAGGCUCACAAAGAGCUUGUACGACCAGUACCUGCAAGGUUUCACCUACUACAAAAUGGGAAACCUGGACAACAGGAUAGCCAAUGCCGACCAGCUAUUGACGCAAGACGUGGAGAGGUUCUGCAACAGUGUGGUGGACCUUUAUUCCAACCUCAGCAAGCCUCUGUUGGACAUCGGUCUGUACAUCUUCAAGCUGACAAGUGCCAUCGGCGCUCAGGGCCCAGGCAUCAUGAUGGCCUACCUGCUGAUCUCGGGUCUGUUCCUGACUAGACUGAGGAGGCCAAUAGGCAAGAUGACGGUCGCCGAGCAGCGCUACGAGGGAGAGUACCGUUACGUCAACUCCCGUCUCAUCACCAACAGUGAGGAGAUCGCCUUCUACAAUGGGAACCGGAGGGAAAAACAGACCAUCCAUACCACGUUCAAGAAACUGGUGGACCACUUGCAUAACUUCAUCUUCUUCCGCUUCUCCAUGGGAUUUGUGGACAGCAUGAUUGCCAAGUACCUGGCCACAGUGGUGGGCUACCUGGUGGUCAGCCGCCCGUUCCUAAACCUGUCCCACCCCCAACAUCUGCACAGCACACACUCUGAGCUACUGGAGAACUACUACCAGAGUGGGAGGAUGCUCCUCAGAAUGUCCCAGGCCCUGGGCAGGAUCGUGCUGGCUGGUCGCGAUAUGACCCGCCUCUCGGGAUUCACGACUCGAAUCACAGAACUCAUGAAAGUCCUUAAAGAGCUGAAUGCUGGCAAAUACGAGCGCACCAUGGUCUCGCAGCACGAGAAAGAAUCAGACACAACAGAGAAAUUGGUACUGGUGCCAGGGAGUGGUCAGGUUAUCAACAAAGAUAACAUCAUCAAAUUUGACCACACCCCACUAGCAACACCCAACGGAGACAUCCUGAUAAAAGACCUCACGUUUGAGGUGAAGUCGGGCACCAAUGUCCUCGUGUGUGGACCAAACGGUUGUGGAAAGAGCUCUCUGUUCAGAGUGCUCGGAGAGCUGUGGCCUUUGUUUGGGGGAAACCUGACAAAACCUGAGAGAGGGAAGCUCUUCUAUGUCCCACAGAGACCCUACAUGACCCUGGGCACCCUGAGGGACCAAGUCAUUUACCCCGACACCAAUGAAGAACAGAGGAGGAAAGGCAUCUCUGACCAGGUUUUGAAGGAGUACCUGGACAAUGUCCAGCUGGGACACAUCCUGGACAGGGAGGGCACCUGGGACACAGUCCAGGACUGGAUGGACGUCCUCAGUGGAGGAGAGAAGCAGAGGAUGGCGAUGGCCAGACUCUUCUACCAUAAACCCCAGUUUGCCAUCCUAGAUGAGUGCACGAGCGCAGUGAGCGUGGAUGUGGAGGAUUUCAUCUACAGCCACUGCAGGACGGUGGGCAUCAGCUUGUUCACAGUGUCUCACAGAAAGUCACUCUGGAAGCACCACGAGUAUUACCUCCACAUGGACGGGAGAGGAAACUACGAGUUCAAACCCAUCACAGAUGAAACGGUGGAGUUUGGCUCGUAAAACUGCCCAACGGUCGCGCCAGAAGCACUGCGCUCAUAAAACAAACUGGUCCAUCAACUCUUUGCACUUUGCAAGAUAGAAGAUUAAAAAAAUAACUAGAAGGCUAGCUACCUAAAAGUAGAAACUACUGUUUUUAAUCAUUUGUAACUCUCUGCCCUGUUUUGUUUUUUUGUUUCGUUUUAAUUUAAAGCCUCACUUUGUUUAAUCAAGACUUUGUUCAGCGGGAUUAUGAAACACCUGUAAAUUAUAUUUAACAUCUAAUGUCGUGUUUAACAAACACUCGGGAUGAUUGAGCGAAGAUGGAAUCGUACUGUACUGUUUUACUAAUCUCUGCAUUUAUCUGUCAUAUCUCACAGGGAUUGGUAUCUUGAAAUCGCAAGUUAAUUUAUCUUGUCAAGGCACCAAGCUAUUAUCAUAGGAUCACAACAUGGUUGUCAGAGGAGAAAUGGUGGUUAAAAAGCUAAUCACAUACACCUACAUCCAAUCAUGGAUCGUAAAAGCUUGGGCUGCAGUUAAGGCUGCAUCCACACUACUACGUUUUAGUUUUAAAACGCAUCGCCGCUGCUACGUGUACGCCUGCCGUCCACACGACUCUGGAGUUUUCGAACGCCUAAAACAGAAAAUUUGGAAAUGCUGCUCGCCAUGUUUUAGUUUGAAAACUCUGGGUCUGCGUUGUAGAUUGGACCGGCAAAAACUCGGUUGGAAACAAGGAUGCAGUUAAUCUGCAUCGCUUUGUCUCGACUCGCCUUCCAACUAUGAAGGUGAAAAAUAAAAAAUGUAAACGUUUAGCAUUCACCUUUGCUUAUCGCUGAUACGGAGCUGAGAGGCUUUUGUACUGUGAUCAUUUUAGUUUUAAAUCAAAAAUGUGUUGGUCUGGAUGAAGUAAGAAAACGGUUCUCCUGAAUUCAGUAGACAUGGGAAUCAUUAUAACCAGGAAACAAGUCUGACCUCUCCAGAAACUGGCUUUAAAACGUACAAACUAAAAGGACCAUUACUGUAGAUCCUCGUCAUCAGACCAUCUUCAUCAUUAAAUCUUUUUCCUGUUUUUUUAACCUCAUGAUGAUAUAUUAAUUAAGCAGUGAUCACGUGAUAAAGUGCCCAAAAAGAAAAGAAGUCGACCACAGCAGCUCUUAGCUUCUGAACAGAAUUAUAUUUUCCAGAAGCAGCUCUUCACUGAGGCUUUGAGGGGCUGACUGUACUGUAGCAUGGCAGCGAGGCCUCUUGAGUAAACUGUGCAGUCUGGGGGAAGGACAGCUCUGUGUCCGCACGACCAUCCUCACUACAUAUCACUGUCCUGCUGUCAGAGGCAACGGGAUCAGUCCCUCAGUUAUAAUUUGUAAAUCUCAGCCUCUAGUGCAGCACUCUUUUUUUUUUUUAAUGUACAUUCCUUCUGAGUGCCUAAAACGUUACGAGCAUCCUGACGUGUAGAAUGUCGCUCCCGCAGCAGGUGUAGAUGCCCACGGUUCUGUUGACCUGGAAAAAAAAAGUAGAAAGCGAUGGUAUUAAGGGAGUUCAUAAUUUUAAUUUGAGUUAUUACUUGAAAAGUAAUAGGCCUGGUGUGCAUUAUGCGAAAGUCACAUGACAUCACGAGGCCGGACUACUGACGAGGCGCCUCAGGAGCAGUGUUUGCGGUUGGGGAAACCAAAUUUGGGCUUUUGAACUUGGCAAAACUAUACAACACACUAGAGGUGGUGGGGGUGGGGGGAGGGGGGGUAAUUCUCAGUCGACUGUUAUUUUCCAUCCAGUUUCAUGUCCUAGCUUAAAUCUUUUUGUUCAGGUGGUUGAUCAUGUUCCCUGAAAAUCGAAGACAUGAGGUCCAUAGUCAUCAAACGGCAAACAAUAAAAGCAAUUUGUUUUUUUUGUUUAUCAGUAAACCUUCUAAUAAUCUCAUUGUCGUCCCAUUCCAGUGAUGUGAAAUCCUGUUAAAAUUGAAUGUAUUUCUUGGGUGUCGGGAGUGAAAUCUGUUGAAUUUGAGAUAAUUACCAUGAUAAUAACUGAUUUUACAUGAACUCUUAUAAAGCUGGGGACUGGUUCUAAAGUGCAAUAAUGGUUUCUUCACUGGUACAUGAAUAUGCAGAAAAGAUCCUUCCCCAUCAAAGCCUGUCAUUACUCGGCAUGUUUCUGUUCUGACGCUCAUGCACACGAGUGACUGUGUUAUGAAAAUGUAAAAAGGAGCCUGAGCUGUGCCCAUGGUUUUAUAUGGAUAAAUAUGCAGUUAUGAUCACUAAAAAUAAUUAAAAAUGUAGGUGUAAUGAGUUUUCA
Messenger RNA from Scophthalmus maximus (turbot), 4354 nucleotides. It is a transcript of the gene abcd3a, whose product is annotated as ATP-binding cassette, sub-family D (ALD), member 3a. Gene Ontology annotation, biological process: fatty acid beta-oxidation; long-chain fatty acid import into peroxisome; peroxisome organization. The transcript is spliced from 23 exons. Gene Ontology annotation, cellular component: peroxisomal membrane; peroxisome. NCBI's taxonomy places the organism in Eukaryota, Metazoa, Chordata, Actinopteri, Pleuronectiformes, Scophthalmidae. The record is from RefSeq and is a predicted model, not a curated record. Gene Ontology annotation, molecular function: ABC-type transporter activity; ATP binding; long-chain fatty acid transmembrane transporter activity. Bases 113 to 2092 code for a protein of 659 amino acids.